This is a messenger RNA of Phycomyces blakesleeanus NRRL 1555(-), 543 nucleotides long. RefSeq lists its product as hypothetical. The transcript is spliced from 4 exons. The coding region runs from base 1 to 543 and encodes 180 amino acids. NCBI's taxonomy places the organism in Eukaryota, Fungi, Mucoromycota, Mucoromycetes, Mucorales, Phycomycetaceae. The record is from RefSeq and is a predicted model, not a curated record.
AUGGCGGAGUUGGAAAUAGCCAAGAGACUUCUUUCUAACCUUGAGCGCAGGUUUGGUUCCACUAGUAUGAGACGGAGUGACCUCCAAAAGAGGUUGCACACCAACUUCACUAGUAGAACCCGUCGUGAGAGAAUGUCUGAUGAUGAGAUAGCGGAAACAAAUGCUUUUACACAAAGAGCAGCCCGUGCAGAUAAUAAUGAGUGUUGCCGUGUACUGGCAUACAAAGACAAUAAGGAGGCCAUUGAUCUUGUAAUGCUCAGAGACUGUGCCAACACUCUUCAAAAAGCAGUAAUGUCAGAUGGAGAGUCUGCUGAUGAAAUGGACGAGGAUGACAUAAAACAUGUCAUUCAUAUUGUACAAUCAGGCUGGAGAAGCAAUGAGUGCAACCGUUUCAUUGCACUUGUUGACACUUAUGCUAUCCAGGCCAUGGGGUCAAGUGCUAAUCAAAGGAUCCGUAGGAUCACUACUAGUGUGUCCAACUCAGCAGUCCCGUAUAACAUUAGCCCCAAUUUUCCUCAGUGGGCUCUUAGAGAUGGGCUCUAA